Messenger RNA from Malus domestica (apple), 1300 nucleotides. Lineage: Eukaryota; Viridiplantae; Streptophyta; Magnoliopsida; Rosales; Rosaceae. The record is from RefSeq and is a predicted model, not a curated record.
UAUGCAUUAGCCUCCUUUGUUUUGAAUGGUAACAUUAUUUAUGCCACUUUCAUCUUCUGUGAUUUAGCUAACAGCAGUUUUCUUUGCAAUUUAUGUUGCAGGAGAUAAGCAGUUUGAAAUUGAAGCUAGGACUAGUUGGUGCAGCUUCUGUUAUCGUCGUUCUAGUUGUUGUCUGCUGUUUCUUUUGGAAGAAGCGUAUCCAAAAACAUCAAAUUGUUGAGGCCUUUCUAAGGAGCUAUGGGCCGCUUCAAGUUCAAAGGCAUAGCUAUUCGGAGGUCAAGAAAAUGACCAACUCCUUCAAAGAAAAAUUAGGACAAGGAGGCUAUGGUGCUGUUUAUAAAGGAAAGUUAAAGGACGGCCGUCUUGUAGCAGUGAAGGUCUUGACCAAACUUAAAGGAGAUGGAGAAGAAUUUAUGAAUGAAGUGGCAGCCAUUAGUCGAACUUCCCAUGUCAACAUCGUCUCCUUGUUGGGCUACUGUUUUGAGCAUUCUAAGAGGGCUCUGAUCUAUGAAUUCAUGCCUAAUGGAUCGCUCGAGAAGUUCAUAUUUAAUGCAAGUACUCCCAAGAAUGAUCAUCAUCACUUGGGAUGGGAACCUCUAUAUCAAAUUUCACUCGGUAUUGCUCAAGGAUUGGAGUACUUACAUCGUGGUUGCAACACACGAAUUUUGCAUUUCGACAUCAAGCCUCAUAACAUUCUUCUUGACGAAAACUUCAGCCCAAAAAUCUCAGAUUUUGGCCUUGCCAAAAUAUGCAACAGGAAAGAGAGUAUUGUGUCGAUGUUGGGAGCUAGAGGUACAGCAGGUUACAUUGCUCCAGAAGUAUUUUGUAGAAACUUUGGAGGGGUCUCACACAAGUCUGAUGUGUACAGCUACGGAAUGAUGCUUUCGGAAAUCGUUGGUGGAAGAAGGAACAUCGACGUUGAAGCUGAAAAUACAAGUGAAAUAUAUUUUCCGCAUUGGAUUUACAAGCGCCUUGAAUUGGAUGAAGAGCUUGGUGUGCAGAAUGUUAUGAACGAGGAAGACAAAGUAAGAGCAAGGAAGAUGAUCAUAGUGAGCUUGUGGUGCAUCCAAACUGAUCCUUCAAACCGGCCAGCGAUGAGGGAAGUGAUAGAUAUGUUGGAAGGGAGUGUUGACUCGUUGCAGAUACCACCCAAGCCUUACUUGUCUUCUCCUCCAAAAUCCCCGUUAGAUUCUUCUACUACAUUGAUAUCAAUACAGUAGAAACCCUGUAUUUUACUUGAACAAAUAUAUGUUUUUCUGAGGCAAUCUAAAUAAUGAAGUAUGUAUUUCAUUUUUGUUUU